Polypterus senegalus (gray bichir) is the source of this 2092-nucleotide messenger RNA. RefSeq lists its product as uncharacterized. Gene Ontology annotation, molecular function: nucleic acid binding. The transcript is spliced from 5 exons. The record is from RefSeq and is a predicted model, not a curated record. Bases 734 to 1504 code for a protein of 256 amino acids. NCBI's taxonomy places the organism in Eukaryota, Metazoa, Chordata, Cladistia, Polypteriformes, Polypteridae.
GCAAGAUUCCCAAAAACUCACCAGGUGGUUCAGUCCAGUAAUGGCGGGUAUGUUUAUGGAAUAUGCCAUUUUUCUUGAGAUUAGUUCACCACAGAGAUACAUGUGAUGGCUCGUUUUGCUCAGGACAACGUGCUGCUAAUAUUAUUGGCAGGCAGUGAUGUGUGGUGAUUAAGGCUUUGGACCUAGGACUUCAGGUUCAGAUCCUGCUCCUGACACUGUGGCACCAUGAGCAAGUCACUUCACCUGCCUGUACUCCAUCUGAAAAGAAAGAAAGAAAGAAAAGACAACGCCCCAUUUUCCUGCUUCCACGCUAUUGGUUACUGGUGCUAUUCGUAUGGCCUGUCAAUCACUUCUGCUGUGUUCUUCAUUUGCAUAAAGCAUACUGUCAGUGCAGCGCCAAUCAGGAAACCCAACAUAUUACAGUUUUUCUCGAUUGCUAAAACACUAAACCCUAUUGUCUGAACCAAAUUCUCAGUUGCCUGAACCCACUUAUUGAAUCAGUCACACUUUUGGCAAAACCAUAAGCACUUUUCACCUGUUUAGACACAUCUUGUCAACACAUUGUCAUUGUGAUGCACCUGUCUUGCAUAAUGGUGAGCACAGGUGGCAAAAGUCAAACACAAUUAAAGCUCAGUUGUCACCGGUUGAACACAACAACUCAAAAUUUAUCACACUUGUGGCUAAUGAUGUGAGGGUACAUAUAAGCCAGAGCACUGGUUUGUGAGGCACUACAAUGGAUAGAAAUCUAAGAAGGGGAGUUCGUGUGAGAGGAGGUCGAGCAGGUCAAGGUGGUCGAGGUGGUCAGCGAGGACAAAGAACAGUAAUAUCUGAUGAAAUCAGAGCUACUGUGAUUGACCAUGUUCUUGUCCAUGGUAUGACAAUGCAGGAGGCUGGACUAAGGGUACAACCAAACAUCAGUAGAUUCACUGUGUCCACCAUAAUCCGAAGAUUUAGAGAAGAGAACAGAAUUGAAAGACUGCCACGUGCGGGUGGUAGGACAUCUAUGUUCUCCCCACACCAAGAGACCCUAAUUGUCGACAUGGUCCGUGAGAACAACACCAUUAAACUGUGUGAAAUUCAGCUGAAGAUCAUUGAGGACCAUGUGCAUUUUGAGGGUAUUGACAGUGUCAGCCUCUCUACUGUUGACCGUGUCCUCAAGCGCAACAGACUGCGCAUGAAACAGCUGUACAGAGUGCCCUUUGAACGCAACUCUGAUAGAGUCAAAGAGCAAAGAUUCCAGUAUGUACAGAGAGUUUUUGAACUGGAUGCAAUAGAAAAACUCCAUGAAUACAUCUGCAUGGAUGAAGCUGGGUUUAAUCUCACCAAAAGGAGAAGGAGAGGCCGUAGUGUGAUUGGCCAACGGGCCAUUGUUGGUGUCCCUGGGCAGCGUGGUGGCAAUGUCGCACUGUGUGCUGCCAUCAGCAAUCUUGGUGUUGUCCACCAUCAGGCCAACCUAGGGCCCUACAACACUCACCAGCUCCUCAUUUUCCUCAAUCACAUGUGAGAUGCUCUGUUAGGGCAGCAGGAUGAGCAGCCCAUCUAUGUCGUUGUUUGGGACAAUGUGAGUUUUCACAGAGUCUGGCAUCCAGGUUAGAGAGUGGUUCAAUAUGAACCAAGGUUUUAUCAGUCUUUGCCUUCCACCGUACUCCCCUUUCCUGAACCCCAUUGAUGAAUUCUUCUCCUCAUGGCGGUGGAAGGUACAGUAUAUGAAUGCCAACCUUAUACCAGGGUAAAUCUCCUGCAAGCCAUGGAACUGGCCUGUGGUGACAUGGGUGUGGAGGCAUGUCAAGCCUGGAUAUGGCAUGCCAGGGGUUUUUUCGCCCGUUGCCUGGCCAGAGAAAAUGUGACCUGUGAUGUAGAUGAAGUCUUGUGGCCUGACCCAGUACGGAGAAAUAAUGCUGUGGUGGAGUAAUGCACUUCUUUUCUUUGUACUUCAUUUGUAUAUUUUUGUGCUUUAUUUUUACGUACAACUGCUACAUGUAAAUGCACAGAAUUUCUGUUUUUUUUGCAAAUUCUUUUUUCUAUGUACAAUUGUUAAAAAUGCCCAGGUAUUUUGUUUUGCAACAUGCAUUUAGCCUAAAUAAACAUUUAU